UCAUCCCUAUUCCGACGAUUCAAGGAGAAUUCCCAAAUUCUUCUUCUGUAUUCCGAGAAAUCAAUGCGUCAUAUAGAUAUCUUCAUCAAUUCUAGAAAUCAAUCGUGCACAUACAUUUGUUGCCAGCAGCCUCCAGGUGCUUUAAUUUCGGGUGAAAAAUGAACGUUAGAAUAAUGGAAAGGGAUAUUCAAAGCCCUAGAUCGCCUUCAACUCCGACUUCCCGAGCUCGGCAUCGGAGAAGGUCAACUGAGGCAUUUCCAGAUGUAAUGAAGUUAAAUGAAAGUGACUUGCUCGUCAAUGACCAAAACAAAUACAGAUCGAUGUGGAUCCGAACAUAUUCUUCUGUCUGGAUGCUUCUUGGCUUCAUAUUGGUUGUCUAUUUGGGCCAUCUUUACCUUUGGGGUAUGAUAAUCAUCAUCCAAAUCUCAAUGGCCAGUGAGCUGUUCAAUUUGCUUAGAAGAGCUCAUGAAGAUAAGCGUCUUCCUGGAUUCAGACUUCUCAAUUGGCAUUUCUUCUUUACUGCAAUGCUGUACGUGUAUGGUCGUAUUCUCAGCCAACAGAUAAUGCAUGCCGUAACUCCUGAAAAGUUCUUCUAUAAGCUUGCGACCAGUUUUAUGAAGUAUCAGAUGGUUAUCUGUUAUUUCUUAUAUAUUGCAGGGUUCAUGUGGUUCAUUCUCACAUUAAAGAAGAAGAUGUACAAAUAUCAAUUUAGUCAGUAUGCAUGGACACACAUGAUUUUGAUAGUUGUGUUUACGCAAUCCUCGUUCACUGCUGCCAAUAUCUUUGAAGGGAUAUUCUGGUUUCUCCUCCCAGCAUCACUUAUUGCGAUUAAUGAUGUAGCCGCUUAUAUCUUUGGUUUUUUCUUCGGGAAGACUCCUCUUAUCAAGCUUUCUCCAAAGAAGACAUGGGAGGGCUUUAUAGGAGCAUCAGUCGCAACCGUUAUUUCAGCAUUCGUGCUUGCGAACAUUUUGGGUCGUUACCAGUGGUUGACAUGCCCACGAAGGGAUUUGUCAACGAGUUGGCUUCAAUGUGAUCCUGGUCCUCUUUUCAAGCCAGAAUAUUUUGUGUUACCCAAAUGGUUAGCUCAAUGGUUGCCAUGGGAAGAGAUAUCAGUUUUACCGGUGCAAUGGCAUGCUUUAUGCCUUGGUUUGUUUGCAUCAGUUAUAGCACCGUUUGGAGGCUUUUUCGCAAGUGGGUUCAAGAGAGCCUUUAAGAUCAAGGACUUUGGUGGCAGUAUUCCAGGACACGGUGGCUUUACCGAUAGAAUGGACUGCCAGAUGGUUAUGGCCAUUUUCGCUUACAUCUACCAUCAGUCCUUCGUCAUCCCGCAAUAUUAUCCCGUUGAGAUCCUCUUGGAACAGAUAUUAGGAAGCCUUACGUUCGAGGAGCAAGAAUUGCUACUCACGAAACUGAAGGAGGUAAUAGACGGGAGACAGUUCCAGAACUGAUUCGCCGUUGUUUCAAUUUUCUUUUACACGAAGAGAAAGCGGUAAAUGAUAUCGAUGGCAGUAUACAUCCGUAGUCAUUAGUAUUCUCUCAUUCUUUGAUUCAUUUUUAGUCUUAUUAGAUAUUUGUUAUUUUGUUUCCGAUGUACCCUCUUGAAAUUAGGACGAAAACAUCUGUAAUUCCCGGUAGAUGUCAA
This is a messenger RNA of Cynara cardunculus var. scolymus (artichoke), 1642 nucleotides long. RefSeq names its product phosphatidate cytidylyltransferase 1-like. Gene Ontology annotation, cellular component: endoplasmic reticulum membrane. The coding region runs from base 159 to 1448 and encodes 429 amino acids. The record is from RefSeq and is a predicted model, not a curated record. Lineage: Eukaryota; Viridiplantae; Streptophyta; Magnoliopsida; Asterales; Asteraceae. The transcript is spliced from 12 exons. Gene Ontology annotation, molecular function: phosphatidate cytidylyltransferase activity.